Molecule: messenger RNA, 648 nt
Organism: Nicotiana tabacum (common tobacco)
Lineage: Eukaryota; Viridiplantae; Streptophyta; Magnoliopsida; Solanales; Solanaceae
Source: RefSeq, a predicted model, not a curated record
AUGUUAGUUACUGGGAACAACCUGAAGAUGAUACAAGACACAAAGGAGUCAUUGCACAAAGCUUUCAAAAUUAAAGACUUGGGAGAGUUGAAAUUUUUCCUAGGAAUGGAAUUCAGCAGGCCAAACAAAUUCAUUCUAGUGAAUCAAAGGAAAUAUGCACUGGAGAUUAUAUCUGAUCUAGGCCUAGGAGAUGCAAAAUCAUCAUGGACACCAUUGGAAGUUAAUGUAAAGUUGACAGUACAAGAGUAUGAUAAACUGAUAGAGAAAAAAGAUGAUCAUGUUCUUGUAGGUAGAAAUCAGUAUCAAAGGCUGAUAGGAAAUUGCUACUGGGCCUCUUAUCUAAAUACAAGAAUAUCAGUUUCAGGAUUUUUAAUCAAGUAUGUGGAUUCAUUAGUAUCAUGGAAGUCGAAGAAACAAAGCAUAAUUUCUAAAUGUUCAGCAGAAGCAGAGUACAUAAGCAUGUCAAGUGCAGUUUCAGAAGUUGUUUGGUUGACUGCUCUAUUGAAGGAGUUGGAAGUAGAUGUUGCAUUACCAUUUGAUCUGUUUUCUGAUAAUAAGACAGCUUUACAAAUAGUUUCAAAUACAAUAUAUCACGAGAGAACCAAACAUAUUGAAAUAGACUGUCAUUUUAUUAGAGAGAAGAUAUAA